ACGGCCCUGUCACCACACUCAGGGCCUGACGCCAUUCCUGAGAGCUGCCGCCCAGGGUGUCCUCCUCGCCUGCUUCCCUGCCCGCAGUCCUGCCUGCUGCUGUCCCUGACCUGUGUCAUCAUGCCUCGGGGGCGCAAGAGCAAGUGCCGUGCCCGCAUAAAGCGCCACCAGGCCCGGUUGGAGACCCAGAAUCUCCAGGGUGCACGGGCCACUGAAGCUGCCGCAGCAGAGGGGGAGACCCCCUCCUCGCCCUCUUCUGUUUCUCAGGGUUCUCCCCCGAGCUCCCCUGCCGCUGGCACUAGCCAGCAGCCUGAGGGAGCCGUGGCCCCCAGCUCUCCCGAGGCGGGGAGUGCGUGCUCGGGGUCUGAGCAAGGUGCCCAGAGCCAAGAGGAGAGGGCCAGCGCCUCCCAGGCAGCAUACUCCGCUCAGAGCUCUCUCAGAGAUCCUCUGACCAGGAAGGCGUGCAAGUUGGUGCAGUUCCUGCUGGAGAAGUACAAGACCAAUGAGCCCAUCACGCAGACAGCCCUGCUGAAGAUCGUCAAAAAGAAGUACAAGGAGCACUUCCCCGAGAUCCUCAGGAGAGUCUCUGAGCGCUUGGAGCUGGUCUUUGGCCUGGAGCUGAAGGAGGUCGACCCCAGCAGUCACUCCUAUGCCCUGGUCUGCAAGCUGGGCCUCCCCAGCGACGAAAAUCUGAGUGGUGAUAGGGGGCUGCCCAAGUCUGGUCUGCUGAUGACGCUCCUGGGCGUGAUCUUCAUGAAGGGCAACCGUGCCACUGAGGAGGAGGUCUGGGAGUUCCUCGGUGCGUUGGGGGUCCACCCUGGGAAGAGGCACUUGAUCUUUGGGGAGCCCAGGAGGCUCAUCACCAAAGAUCUGGUGCAGCAGAAGUACCUCGAGUACCGCCAGGUGCCCGACAGCGAUCCUCCCCGCUAUGAGUUCCUGUGGGGCCCGAAGGCCCACGCUGAAACCACCAAGAUGAAAGUGCUGGAGGUUCUGGCCAAGAUCAAUGGUGCGGUCCCCAGGGCCUUCCCCAAGCUGUAUGAGGAGGCUCUGAAAGAUGAGGAGGAGAUAGCUGGGGUGACAGCUGCGGUCAGGGCUGCAGCGCGUGCCAAGGCCCGUGCAUGUUCCAAGGCCAAGUCCUGCAGCUCCUCCCAGGUCUAGGGAAGCCGGGGCAGCUUGUUCACUUUGUGUUUAAGAGA
Molecule: messenger RNA, 1196 nt
Organism: Camelus dromedarius (Arabian camel)
Lineage: Eukaryota; Metazoa; Chordata; Mammalia; Artiodactyla; Camelidae
Product: melanoma-associated antigen B4-like
Exons: 2
Coding region: 121-1158 (345 amino acids)
Biological process (GO): negative regulation of transcription by RNA polymerase II
Cellular component (GO): nucleus
Source: RefSeq, a predicted model, not a curated record